Psylliodes chrysocephalus is the source of this 1069-nucleotide messenger RNA. The record is from the annotation of a GenBank genome assembly. Lineage: Eukaryota; Metazoa; Arthropoda; Insecta; Coleoptera; Chrysomelidae.
UAAAAGUUGAUAAUUAUUACGAAGGAAUGAUGAGGGAGACAAAGUUGAAAGAGCUUAAGUUGGGACUGAAAAACAACAGUUCAUGUUUAGUAAAAUACCACAAGAACGUGAAUCGGUGGUUCAAGCAAGUAUUACAGGAGUUAAUAGCUAAACAUUCAAAACCUUUCACAGAAGGUGAUUUCAUCAAGGAAUGUCUUAUUAAAGCUGCAAAAAUUAUGUGUCCGGGAAGCGCGAAGGCUUUUGAAGUAAUUUCUUUUUCUCAAAAUACAGUUGCUGAAAGAGCUUCGGGUUUGGCUGCCAAUAUAAGAAAUCAGAUCAAGACAAAAUCAUCUUGUUUCGAAGCUUUUUCCAUUGCCUGUCACGAGAGUACAGACAUUGGCGGUGUUGCUCAAUUAGCUGUGUUUCUUUGUGUCUGCGACAAGUAUUUUAACAUUUUUGAGGAAUUACUGGAACUAGUACCGAUGCACGGCACUACUACAGGACAGGAUGUAUUUGAUUAUGUGUAUGAACAUCUUCAAAAAUAUAAUCUACCUCUGUCAAAACUAAUUUCUGUAGCUACAAAUGGAGUUCCUUCCAUACCCUGAAAAACCUAUGGUUUUAUUGAAUUGCUGCAAAACAAACUUAGUGAAAUAUACAACGAAUCUAAAAAUUCAUUAUAUGCAGUUAUUUACACUCAUGAAAGGGAAUAAAUCUCCAGUCAGAUCCAGACUGACUCACAAACACCUUGGAUCAAUUUUGAAGUUGAUUACCGCAAAUAGUAUUUCUUCAGAAAUAGAAAAGUUAGUAGCGGAAAAGAGAUGCCAAGUCUCAGGAAGAAAAUAUUAAUUUUAUUUAUGUAUUUUCUAUUUACAGAUUAGAUAUUAGCUGUUUUUAAAAAUAAACUGAUUUUCUGAUAUUUUUUUUACAAAAUGUUUUUAAUUUUUUUAGAAUAAAGUAUUUUUAAAUACAUUUUGGGUAAAUUUUUGAGUAAAUUUGAGCGUGGCUUCAAAAAUGUAUCAACUGCGUCGUAUUGUCUACAGCGCUUUUGCCUGGUUGCGGUCCACAUAAACAUACAUUUUAUCUAUUCAGC